AUUCCCUCGUCUUGCACCAUCCAUCGGACUCCCUUUUGCGCUCACACACCCCCGUGCUUCCCCAAAAUCCCGAACGCGUCCCUCGCCCGCACGCGGCAAGGAGGACGGAGGCGCGAGCGCGACUACGCGGACCCCUCGAGGGCGAGCAAGCGGCAACAGAAAACAGCCAGGCACCGGCGGCCGGCAGCGAGGUUCGGGCUCUGCUCCCACGGCGGACCGGGGAGAGGGCGUAGCCGAUCGUGCGCGCCAUUGGGGCCGUGCGGGAAAAAGGGGAACGCGCGCCGUGUUAACCCGUUCCGGGGCGCGUGGCCCUCCUGUGAUUUGGGCGGCCGCUGCUGCUUCCCUUCGUCGUCCUCGCCGUGAUGGAGGCCGGCUACUGCAACAGCAAGAAGACAGACGGCAUCUGCGAGGGCGUCUGCGACGGCGAGCAUGGUUCAAAGUCAGUUCUGAGCAUGUCAAGGCUGAAGUGCGCCCUGCGGGGUUUUGACUUGAAGGCUCUCUUGAUCUUCUUGAUUGGUGUGCCGAUAUUAAUCUUCGUCAUAUACGUGCAUGGCCAGAAGGUCACUUACUUCCUCCGACCGAUCUGGGAAAAGCCCCCAAAGCCAUUCACAGUACUUCCUCACUACUAUCACGAGAAUGUCUCCAUGGCAAACCUCUGCAAGUUGCAUGGAUGGAAAGUUCGAGAGACUCCACGCCGUGUCUUUGAUGCUGUGCUCUUCAGCAAUGAGCUCGACAUUCUUGAUAUCCGUUGGCAUGAGCUUAGCCCGUAUGUCUCAGAAUUUGUUCUGCUCGAGUCCAACUCAACCUUCACUGGCAUAAAGAAGGAUCUUCACUUCAAGGAAAGCCGCCAACGGUUUGCAUUUGCUGAGUCGCGGUUGACGUACGGUAUGAUAGGGGGAAGGUUCGUGAAGGGAGAGAACCCAUUUGUUGAGGAGUCAUAUCAAAGGGUUGCUCUCGACCAGCUUAUAAAGAUUGCAGGCAUCACAGAUGAUGACCUGUUGAUCAUGUCUGAUGUUGAUGAGAUCCCAAGUGGACAUACGAUCAACCUCUUGAGAUGGUGUGAUGAUAUUCCCGAGAUACUUCAUCUCCAGCUCAGGAACUACCUCUACUCAUUUCAAUUUUUUCUUGAUGACAAGAGUUGGAGAGCUUCAGUACACAGAUACCGGGCUGGAAAGACAAGGUAUGCACAUUUCCGGCAAACAGAUGACCUUCUGGCUGAUUCAGGGUGGCACUGCAGCUUUUGCUUUCGCUACAUUAAUGAUUUUAUCUUCAAGAUGAAAGCUUACAGCCAUGUUGAUCGGAUUAGAUUCAAGUACUUCCUAAACCCGAAAAGAAUUCAGCAUGUAAUAUGCCAAGGGGCUGAUCUUUUCGACAUGCUUCCUGAAGAAUACACAUUCCAAGAAAUCAUUGCCAAGCUGGGGCCUAUUCCGAGUACAUACUCUGCUGUUCAUCUUCCUGCUUAUCUGCUGGAGCAAGUGGAUCGGUACAGAUAUCUUCUUCCUGGCAACUGCAGGAGAGAAAGUGGCUAGGCACUAGCUGUGGUUUGCAUCAUGACCUGAGGCGCAUGGACGUCGCUGAUGUCCCCUUGGAGGAACGCCCUGCCGUGGCGGGGUUGUAUCUGAUACGAUUGGCUGACUUAGUUGAGUGAUCGCUUGGCUGUUGGUUGAGUUCAUGAUUUUGUACCGUGUAAUCAAACCUUGAAAGUCCUGACAGCAGCAUAGCGCAUGCUUGAUCGCUGCGUUCUUGUUUUGCAGAGGAGCUCAGCAGUGUAUGUGCUUAUUUAUACCACCUGAGUUUUAUCCAUUGCUUCCAUGAUUGAUAUAUGAACUCAGAAACUAUUGUAGAUUUCAUACUGAA
Messenger RNA from Phragmites australis (common reed), 1857 nucleotides. RefSeq lists its product as uncharacterized. NCBI's taxonomy places the organism in Eukaryota, Viridiplantae, Streptophyta, Magnoliopsida, Poales, Poaceae. The transcript has 2 exons. The record is from RefSeq and is a predicted model, not a curated record. Gene Ontology annotation, molecular function: beta-1,4-mannosylglycoprotein 4-beta-N-acetylglucosaminyltransferase activity. Gene Ontology annotation, cellular component: membrane. Gene Ontology annotation, biological process: N-acetylglucosamine metabolic process; protein N-linked glycosylation. The coding region runs from base 363 to 1529 and encodes 388 amino acids.